Messenger RNA from Bipolaris maydis ATCC 48331, 924 nucleotides. RefSeq lists its product as uncharacterized. Gene Ontology annotation, molecular function: DNA binding. The record is from RefSeq and is a predicted model, not a curated record. Lineage: Eukaryota; Fungi; Ascomycota; Dothideomycetes; Pleosporales; Pleosporaceae. Gene Ontology annotation, cellular component: nucleus.
AUGACUAAGAAGCGCAAGAGGUAUCCAGAUCUGAACCAGAAGCUAGAGCGGCCAUGGUGCUACUACUGCGAGCGCGACUUUGACGACCUGAAGAUUCUCAUCUCUCACCAAAAAGCCAAACACUUCAAAUGCGACCGCUGCGGACGACGGCUGAACACUGCCGGAGGUCUCUCUGUGCACAUGAACCAGGUCCACAAGGAGAACCUCACGCACGUCGAGAAUGCCAACCCAGGACGCCAGGGCCUCGAGCUCGAGAUUUUCGGCAUGGAGGGUGUACCGGCUGAGAUAAUAGAGCAACAUAACCAACAAGUCACACAAGCACAUUUCGCCGAGGAGCAGGAGCGUGCGCGGUUAACGGGUAACCCGAUGCGCGGAGCGUACGUGAAUGGUCAGGCUGCGCCGAACAAGAGGCCCAAGAUCAACGAGAGUCUGGACGAGAUUGAGGCGAGGGCAGCCAAGUUCAGAGAGGACCGUAAGAAUGGUGUUCUUCCACCACCAGCAGAGCCCGUCCAGAAUGCAACUCCUCCAGUCGUUCAACCGCCCUAUGGCGCUCCUCCAGGCGCUCCUGUGGCCUUUCCACCUGGCGCUCCCGCAUAUCCACCCCAAGGUAUCGCGCAACCCUUCUCACCCGGCAAUGCCGCCAUACCGACACGACCAGGCAGUAUACCAGGCCAACCUGGUGCACUUCCACCUCGACCAGGCUUCGGCGCUCCACCGCCCGGUGCAUUUCCUCCCGGGCCAAACGGCGAUAUUUCCAACUCUGUCGACGAUCUCAUCAACGAGGUUACCAAAGAGGCUGCGCCCAAGGAGGAGAAGAAGAGCAAAAAGGACAAGAACCAGCGGCUUAUUUUCUUUGCCGAGACGACGAGUCCCGAGGAGAAGAUGGCGGCGCUGCCGAGGUUUGCGGAGUUUAUGCGGACUUGA